AUGGCUUUUCCAAUUCUUAGUAAUAAUAGUUCCACUUCUUCCUUAUCAUCUUUAUUAUCACCAUUAAAAACACAUCCAAAUAGAAGAAAUAAACAAAGUCAACUAAAGAAAAAACAACUACAACUAGAAAAUAAAUUAAAAAAGAAAUUAGGAAAUAAUAAAAAUAUUAAAAUAGACAACGAUAAUAAUAAUAAUAAUAGUGAUAGUAAUAGUAAUAAUAGUAACCUGUCAUUAAUGGAGACAAAGUCUGUCAGUAAAUUCAAUAGUCAUCCAAACCACUCGAGUCCAUUCAGAAAACCUAUAAAGAAGUCCAGCUCCUACUAUGAACUGCUCAAUGGUACUGUCAAUGUCGGAACGUCGCACUUUGAUCUGCAGCAACAAAAGAUGCUCCACGAGGAAAUGGACGGUCUCCAAGAGAAAGACGGCGACGACGAUGAACCACCUAUACACCACCUGAACAACAGCGCCGAAGAACAACUCGAACAACAACAAAACCUAUAUAUACAACAGCAAUUUAUAUCGCUAAGUCAGUUUGAAACUAGACCUCGUGUGGAAUCGAUCGACGAUUGGUUCCGUCAACCCGAGGACUGGGAGAUCAAUCUAAAGUACCUCUACAAAUGGAAAUGGAGAAUCGAAAUGGAGAAACACUUUAGACGUUACCGUAAGAAUAGAAUCAGACUGAUACAAGAUCAACUAUUCCGUCAAUUUGGAACGACAACAAAUAGAAAAAUUGAGAAAAUCAAUGAAGAAGAUGAAGAAGAAGAGGGAGUACAACAACAACAACUUGUAAAUAUUGAUGAUAAUGAAUGGAAUAGUCUGCCUCACGAUCCAAUGUAUUUAAAUCAACUUCAAAACAAUUUGGAUAGAUUAUGUUUUAGUGAAUCGGAACAUGAGACAACAACUACAACAUCAUCAUCAACAACUGUCAUUUCCUCCUCAAUGACUAAAACAUCAACGACAUCAACUACUACUACUUCGUAUAUUAAUACAUAUGAUAUUGGUGACUAUGAUCUUGAUAUUGACAUUGAUGACGAAGAGAGUCUUAAAGAUCUGGAUUUGGAGAUUGACGAUGAGUCUGGUGUGCUCUAUGCUGUUUACCGUUCGCCAAUGCUCACGUCGUCGUCGUCGGAUUGUGGAAUCAGCAGUGGUGUCAAGAGCAGAACGUCAUCGAUAGAUUCGAUCAUCGAGAGAAUAUAUAUCGAUGAGAAGAUUGUCGAUGUCAACGAGGAAUGCCCACCGACCAAGGAAGAGAAUGACAUGUUUGAAAAGAUGUUGACCGAUAUCAAGAACAUUCAAAUUCCAACGAUGGAAUAUGAUUUCAACUCUACGAGAACUGAUAAUACGCCAUGGAUUGCUCAAGCAUCUGAAGCUUGUGAAUAG
This is a messenger RNA of Heterostelium album PN500, 1380 nucleotides long. RefSeq lists its product as uncharacterized. The transcript has 2 exons. Lineage: Eukaryota; Evosea; Eumycetozoa; Acytosteliales; Acytosteliaceae. Bases 1 to 1380 code for a protein of 459 amino acids. The record is from RefSeq and is a predicted model, not a curated record.